This is a messenger RNA of Dreissena polymorpha, 492 nucleotides long. RefSeq lists its product as uncharacterized. The record is from RefSeq and is a predicted model, not a curated record. The transcript is spliced from 3 exons. The coding region runs from base 1 to 492 and encodes 163 amino acids. NCBI's taxonomy places the organism in Eukaryota, Metazoa, Mollusca, Bivalvia, Myida, Dreissenidae.
AUGUUUAUUGGUUUGUUGGAAGUUGCCAGUAACAUCACUAACGUGUUCAAGACCAAGAAAAUUGAGGCAGCUGUGGACAAAGCAUCAAACCUUCUCGGAUUACCUAGAAACCACAUACUUCCGGUGAAGAACUACGAGAAUGAGAUGGAGCUGGAUGACAACAUCAGCAUCCUGGCCUUGAUGACACUGCGUCAGGUGCUUCACUUUGCAGAGGAUUACCUUCAGGUCCUUCAGAACAAACUGAAAGCGUGUGGUGUUUCUAUCGAGAAGCUGGACAAACGAGAAUCAGUAGAAAAAGGCAGUGACCAAGACAAAACACGUGAGGGUGUUGUUAACAAGAUAUCCGGCCUUCUAAGAUUGCCUAGAAACAACAUCCUUCCGGUGAAGAACUACGAGAAUGAGAUGGAGCUUGAUGACAACAUCAGCAUCCUGGCGUUGCUGUCACUGCGUCAGCUGCUAUUCUAUGCAGAGGAUUAUCUUCAGAUCCUUUAG